UUAACAUUUUAGUACAGAUCAGUUUACAAACCCAAACUGGUAUGACACAACAAGCUAUAGCUUUAACUUAUAAUAAGUAUUGGCAAUCCGGAACAUGCAUGUAUUUAUCUGCAUUCUGCAUUUACACAAAUUAUCGGAACAUUAGCCAGACUAUCAUGGUCUAAAAUACGUUAAGUUCACCAAGUAUAAAUUAGGCCACUUCACGUCUGGCGAGAGAGACGUUUAUCAUCGUUGGUCAUUGAAAAGCAACUAAUUAAAUUACAAAAGUUGUAUCCUCAAAGUAAGUAAAAUGCCGGACUCCUCAUCGUCUUCCGAUUCUGAAGGCGAGACUCCGAAGGACAAUAGUGAAGCAUUCUUGAAAGAAAUCCAAGACCUGAAAAAUGCUUUGGACGAAAUCACAAAGGAGAGAGACCAAGCUCGUGAUGACAAUCAUAAUUUAAAAGAAGAAAUUGAAAAACUGAAAGAGCAUAUUGAAAAGCUGAAGGAACUCGAGUCCAAAUUGGAGUCAAAAGAGAAAGAAACGGACGAAGCCAAAAAGAAUUUGGAUGAGCUUAAGGACAAGUGUGAAAAAUACGACGAGAAGCGUAAAAAGAUGAAGGAUUGUUGUCACAAGCAAAAGGAUACAAUUAAUCGUUUCCUGAAGUUCUUAGAAGAGGAAGAACACCGUUUGGAGUCAUUUAGAAAGGAUGAAGGCGAAAAGCAUGGCGAUGGGUGUUGCUCGGACUCUGAUUAAAUUUUAUAUAUUUAUUCACAAUAAUAUUUUUAAAAAAAUUAAAAUCACAUGCAAGUACA
Folsomia candida is the source of this 792-nucleotide messenger RNA. Its product is annotated as ELKS/Rab6-interacting/CAST family member 1. The record is from RefSeq and is a predicted model, not a curated record. The transcript has 4 exons. NCBI's taxonomy places the organism in Eukaryota, Metazoa, Arthropoda, Collembola, Entomobryomorpha, Isotomidae. The coding region runs from base 290 to 733 and encodes 147 amino acids.